GGAAAACAACAAGAUUGCACAUCUCAGCCUAACAACCUAAAUCACGACGUCCAUCACGGAGCUGUCCAGAAACCGAAGUACUUCAGUGCAGUGAUGGUACGGCGCUGGAAUACCCGGUUUGAUAGCAUACCCGCAAUUGUUCCCCUCUUACUUUGUCUAGGCCCUCUCGCUCACUGGUCCCCAUGCCGACAAACACAAUCAACCUUCAUUUGUCCCCGGCCACCACCGGAAGGCCUUGCCUCCAUGCGUAAACUGUCUGGCUUGCUCGGGGAAAUGAUGGACGAACAGCAUCCCGUGAAGACUUUUUGA
Messenger RNA from Opisthorchis viverrini, 309 nucleotides. RefSeq lists its product as hypothetical. The annotation marks the transcript as partial. The record is from RefSeq and is a predicted model, not a curated record. The transcript has 2 exons. NCBI's taxonomy places the organism in Eukaryota, Metazoa, Platyhelminthes, Trematoda, Opisthorchiida, Opisthorchiidae.